Molecule: messenger RNA, 1059 nt
Organism: Lodderomyces theae
Lineage: Eukaryota; Fungi; Ascomycota; Pichiomycetes; Serinales; Debaryomycetaceae
Exons: 1
Coding region: 1-1059 (352 amino acids)
Source: RefSeq, a predicted model, not a curated record
AUGGAUCCUUUGGAUGCCCUAGAGGAGAACCAUUACGAUGCCCCAAACGCACCUAUCUCCAAUUACAAUCCAACGGGGACGACACAACAAUCGAGCUCUGACAGCAAUGCCGGCUUACGACGGCAACCACAUAUGUCUCAAGCGCACACUUUCACUUAUCAACGUAGCCCCUUGGAGACAUUGAGUGAAGAGACACAAUCGGUUCCUCCCCUCAAUGAAACCGUUACCACAAUUUCCACAAACCAAGUCCCAUUUCAGAUGCAACCAAAUACCAUAUUACUGAGUCAACUGUAUCCAGAAGUAGUACCAGUCAGCAAUCAAAAUAAAGCUUCAUUAGUGUAUCCUUCAACCCAAUUCGUGCAAAACACAACCGGCAAUGCUUUUCACCGCCUACGACCUAAUAUGUCGCACUCACCACCAAAAGCAAAACGAAAGAGGAAGAACAGACCGGGCAAAAAGUUUGGAGCUCGAAAGAGGUCUUGGGUGUGGUCCUGGUUCAAGCAAGAUGCCAAGAACCCAAAUAUUGCGGUUUGCAAUACUUGUUUGCGAGCUAUUGUUCGGGUGUCUUCUGAUAAAGGGUCACCGAAAAAGUUACUAGAGCAUUUAAGGACUCAUGGAAUUACAGCGGGGACACGAAAUAGUCCUGCUGACAGACAAACCGGUGAUGGCGAUGACCAGACAAGAUGUAGCAGUACGACCCAACACUUUCAGCCAAGAAGUUUUACAAGACAGGAUCCACCAUCUGGAGAAAGUGAAGCUCACGUGGGGCAGCGCAUGCACCUAAUCCGAAACGAUGCAUACCACACAAGAGCAUUCCACCAGCAUUUGUUAUCUUUCCUAAUCGAAAAUAAAUUACCCAUAAAUAUCAUCAGAUCAAGACAAUUUCAUCAAGUUGUACAAGAUUUACGAUUGGAAGCAAUACCGGACUUGCAAGAGUUGCUAUAUCUAUACGAUUCCUUUGUACAAGUGAGCCAAUUCGGGCCCAAUACACAUUUCUCUACUACUGCUGAAGAGAGUGCCGCCAUGGCACUACUAUCCGAAGCUCUACAUAGACACUAG